UUUUUUCAUUUUUAAAUAUUCUCUGCAGGGAUUUAUUGAUGCUCUCUAUUUGACUUUUAUAUCUAUAAUUUUAUAUGUUUGUGUGAUUGAUGAGUGUUUUUCAGGCUCUGUAAACACAGGUUCCUCCUGCAAUCUCUCAUGCCAUUGGCUAUAAGCGCUAAGAAGAUUACGACUGACUCUUUAUCUCUGAACACGACACAAACGGUAGGAAGAAACUGGUGUUUUAUUGGUUUCUUAGUGUGUAUUAUCAGCAGAUGAAUGAAUGAUUAUACUGGAAUACUGGGAGACAGUGACGACAGCGAUGACGGUAUGACACACACUUAAUUUUAGUUUUUAUUUUAAACAUAGUAGGCCUACCAGUUUUGAUCUCUAACAUAUUGAGAUAAACACUAACUUUAGUUGGUUAUUCCCGCUAAACAGAUCCAAACUCAAAGAACCUGCUGGCGGCGUCCUGGGAGAAGUUAUCCGUCAUGGACAGACUGGGAUUAAAGAGGUGUUGUACGAGCGUCUUCCAGAUGUGGACGGCAGAGAGAUGGUGGAACAGAUGAAGAACAGCCUCCAGAUGCUGGAGAGCAACGUAGACACCGUAGCGAAAACAGCAGAGAUGCUCGGAGCCGCACACCAGGAAGCGCGCGUCAGUCACGCCGUGGAAAUGAUGUCAAUUCACGUGGAGCAUCUCAAGAAACGUCACGCUUCAGAGAGCGAGGAGAUGCUGGAGGCCAGGAAGAUGCUGCACAGGAGGAAGCGUCGGUUACACAGCGACUCCACAGAUGACCGGGACCUGUUCAGACAUUUAUCACAACAGCCAAUACGCCGCAGGGUCAGCAUCACGUUACUCCCGACUCAAUCUGAGUUGAAGCGUCUAGAGGCUUCGUUUUUGGAGAACUGCGAAACCGGUGCGGACGCAAACGCAGAGUUUGAUACGCAAGAAGACCGGAGACAGGAAGUAGAUUCUCCUGUGAACAGUCUAAACCAAGAUGAUGAUGGCGACAGAGGUGUGUUUCAAAGUGUGACGCAAAUCACGUGCCAUCGCCGUCGUUAUCCUCCAAUCAAGCCCGAAGAAAGUUCAUGUGAGGGGGAGGAGUCAGAACAAGGGGAGGAGUCCAACCCUGAAAUGCGUCUCGUGGCACGUCGGCGCCCCCUGGUGUCCUGGAGGUUUCCUCACGGACGGAUCGUCACAGUGAUUUCGUUCGUGUUUGGUCUGAUAAUGCUGAUGGCGACUCUUUUAUAUGUAUUUGUGAUCGCGGGUGACGUCACGCGCCUCGGCCCCGCCCCCCGCGCGCGCUCAUGAAGCUUUAACGAGCUCGUGAGAGUUCAGGUAGAUGCUCACCAACUGCGUCUCCUCAUCACAUCAUCAUCAUCAACAUCAUCAUCAUCAUCACCCCUCCGGAGUCGGUUUGAGAAACUCGAGCCGCGAUGGGUCGCAAGGAGAUCAACUGCAGCUGGAAGAAGAUCACCAGCAACAUCAAGGAGAUCUUUGACUUCAAGGAGGUGCUGGGAUCGGGCUCGUUUUCUGAGGUCUACCUGGCGAGAGAGAGGAAGACCGGGAAUUUCUACGCCCUGAAGUGUGUGAAG
This is a messenger RNA of Pimephales promelas (fathead minnow), 1575 nucleotides long. NCBI's taxonomy places the organism in Eukaryota, Metazoa, Chordata, Actinopteri, Cypriniformes, Leuciscidae. The record is from RefSeq and is a predicted model, not a curated record.